Molecule: messenger RNA, 2354 nt
Organism: Dermatophagoides pteronyssinus (European house dust mite)
Lineage: Eukaryota; Metazoa; Arthropoda; Arachnida; Sarcoptiformes; Pyroglyphidae
Gene: Pgant5
Product: polypeptide N-acetylgalactosaminyltransferase 5
Biological process (GO): protein O-linked glycosylation
Cellular component (GO): Golgi apparatus
Molecular function (GO): polypeptide N-acetylgalactosaminyltransferase activity
Source: RefSeq, a predicted model, not a curated record
CUUACAAGCAACACACAUCAAUAAUAAUAAUAAUAAUAAUAAGGAAUUUUAUUUUUAUAAAAAAAAAUAUAUCAAAAAAUAAAAGAAAAUGUUGCUCAGAUCUCCUAUACGAUGGUAUACUUUCCGUAUAAUGAUAUUGACCUCGAUUGUUUGGGUCAUAUUCGGAAUGUGUAUACUAGUCUAUUAUAUGGAAUGUCUUGCCGGAAGCGGUGGUAUAAAUUGUCGUAAUAAAAUGAAUGGCUAUCAAUCUAAUGGAGGUGUUGGUUCACCUGAACAAUUAUUACUUGUUUCAAAUAGUGAUUCAGAUUUUUUAUCCGAUUCAUCUAAAACAAAUUCAUAUUCUGUUGAUAUUCAUAAUAAUAAUGAUUGGCCACAUUUACGUCUUCCACCUUAUCAAGAAUCUCAGCUACAAUUAUGGUCACCAGCUGAAAUUAAAACCAAUCCAUCAUCAUGGCCUGGUGAGAAUGGUAGAGGUGUAGAAAUACCUAAAGAAGAAGAAGAGAUAAAAAAUGAAAAAUUUAAAUUAAAUCAAUUUAAUAUAUUGGCCAGUGAUAGAAUUGCUUUAAAUCGAACCAUUUCUGAUGUUCGUCUCAAUACGUGCCGAAGAAAACGAUAUCCAAAACAUUUGCCCACAGCAUCAAUAGUAAUAGUCUUUCAUAAUGAAGCAUGGUCAACAUUAUUACGUACUGUUUAUAGCAUUAUUCGUACAUCUCCUGUAAAUUUACUCAAAGAAAUUAUACUUGUUGAUGAUGCUAGUGAAAGAGAGUAUCUGGGAAAAGAGCUCGAAGAUCAUGUUGCCAAAUUAUCUGUACCGACUAAAGUUCUUCGUACUGGCAAACGUUCAGGCUUAAUCCGAGCACGUUUGAUUGGUGCCGAUCAAGUACAUGGUGAAGUGAUUAUUUUUUUAGAUGCUCAUUGUGAAUGUACAAAAGGAUGGCUUGAACCAUUAUUAGCUCGAAUAGCGGAAGACAGAACCCGAGUAGUAUGUCCAAUAAUCGAUGUGAUUAGUGAUGAAAAUUUCGAAUAUAUAACUGCUUCGGAUAAAACAUGGGGUGGCUUUAAUUGGAAAUUGAAUUUCCGUUGGUAUCAUGUACCUCAAAGAGAAUUUGAUCGACGCAAUAAUGAUCGUACAUUACCUGUCAGAACGCCAACAAUGGCCGGUGGAUUGUUUGCUAUGGAUCGAGAAUAUUUUGAAAAAUUAGGUCGAUAUGAUGAAGGAAUGGAUAUUUGGGGUGGUGAAAAUCUUGAGAUGAGCUUUCGAAUUUGGAUGUGCGGUGGAACAUUAGAGAUUGUCACCUGUUCGCAUGUUGGUCAUGUUUUUCGUAAAUCAACACCAUACACAUUUCCCGGUGGUACAAGCAACAUUGUUAAUCAUAAUAAUGCUCGUCUAGCUGAGGUUUGGAUGGAUGAGUGGAAAGAUUUUUUCUUCGCUAUUAAUCCAGCAGCCAAAAAUAUCGAUAUGGGAGAUACGAAGAAAAGAAAACAACUUCGAAAAGAUUUACAUUGUAGAGAUUUUCGUUGGUAUCUGGAAAAUAUUUAUCCAGAAAGCCAGAUGCCAUUGAACUAUUAUUCAUUGGGCGAAAUACGUAACGUUGCAACAAAAAAAUGUUUAGAUACAUUUGGCAGAAAAAGUGGUGAGAAUAUUGCAUUAUCUCCAUGUCAUGGGCUUGGUGGCAAUCAAGUGUUUGCCUAUACCAAACGUGAACAAAUUAUGUCGGAUGACAAUUGUAUGGAUGCUUCCAAUUUAAGUUCACCAAUCAAAUUAAUUCGCUGCCAUGGAAUGGGUGGCAAUCAAGCAUGGCUUUAUAAUAAUUCAACCAAACAAAUAAUUCAUAAAAAAUCUGGUCAUUGUCUUGAAAAUGAUGAAAAAGAUUCGGAUAAUUCAUCAGCCAGUCCAAAACUGAAAAAAUGUAAUUUGAAAAAACGAGGUCAAAAAUGGCUUAUGGUUAGUAAUUUCAAAUGGCAAACGAAGAAAAUUGCCAAAAAAAAUGAGACCAAUAAUCAAGAUGAUCAAGAUGGAUCGAGUGAAAUCUAAUUGAAUGUUCACACAAACAAGGAAAAUAUCAUCAACAAAACAAAAUUUUUUUUUUCAUUAACAAAUCUGGUCUUAUCUUUUAGCUCUGGUCGUUAAACAUUUGUUUUUCUUUCAAAUAUCAUAAAUCAAUCACACACGCAAAUCAAAAGAGAUUGAUUAUUUUUUUCUAAUUUAUUAUUUAUUCCUGUAUAAUUAUUAUUGUUUUAAAAUCUGAGAUGUUCAACAUAGGAUUCGUUACAUCAUUUGUCUUCUGUAAAUAUAUCAUAAUUUGUCCUAUGAUAAUUCUUCAGCAUUAGAUUUUCUUAAAUUUUUCUGAUUU